This is a messenger RNA of Macrosiphum euphorbiae (potato aphid), 336 nucleotides long. NCBI's taxonomy places the organism in Eukaryota, Metazoa, Arthropoda, Insecta, Hemiptera, Aphididae. The record is from the annotation of a GenBank genome assembly.
AUGCUGAUUGAUGCAAGAACUUUAACCUUACAACGCCGAACGAAACAAAUGGAACCUAACACACCCAAUUCUAUCGUUUUUCAAGUGCCCAACACGUUAUCGUCACUGAUUGCGUGUAGUUUCAAAUCCAGAACAAUAUUUGGCAAACUGGCAAACUUAAACAACCACAUGCCACCCCGCUUUCGUUCGAGAAACCCGAAAAGACAGCAGGGAAGCCGGAAUCUAAAAAAUGUAGAGCAGAGUGCUCGUGGAACCCCAUCGACUACGUUUCCGUUGGCUGACGGCUGGGGAUCGGAAGACUUCUUACUUCUCAGCGACUUGGUUUGCCGGCACUAG